CAAAGUCAGUCUCCAUCUCUGUCUCAGUCUCUGAAUAUACAUUUCUAAGUUCUUGUUGCAUUUCAUGCUAAUGUGCGUCUUUGUACGCAUUGCGAGAGUUUGGGUUUGAGCUCUCAGCUAUUGAAGUUCCACAAGCCAAAACAGUGAUUUUGGGGCUUGGAAGUGUUCAAAGUGUACGAAAGGGCACUGUGUAGAGUGAGGGAAUGCGAUAGAGAUGGACGAAGAAAUGGAGGAUAUGAUUGAGUAUACAUACACAGCAGUUCAAAUUGAUCUCGAUUACGAGUUCGAUGCUGCUCGGCAUUUCGAUUUCAGCCGUGAAGAGUCGCUACCUGAAGCUCGUGGAGCUGAGCUCUGGUUCCAAGCCGCCCCAAGUUAUCCACCUUCUCCUUUCGUGACGAAUUUAAUACCAAGAGAGCAUAUCUUACUGGAAAAUGUUAAUACCUCUCCAAAAACUAAAGAUGUGGAUAAUGCAACGUUACCUUGUAUUGAAUCUGAUAUUGAGCUGAACCCAGAUGUUUCUGUUAUGGAUGUGAACAGCAGAGGGUUGACAUUUUAUAAUCAUGUGAUGAAAGAUAAAGUCAAACCUACUACCACGUUAUUUGUGAAGCAAUCGUUUCCAAGGACCUCAACUUUGAUGAAGCCUACGGCAAGUCAAUUGGCCAAGCAAAAUCGAACUCGUCAAGUAGGUAACUCCAGGUUUCAGAAGGUGGUUGAGAACAAUAAGAAAAGCUCAGACAAUCCUUGCGGGAAUGAGACUCAAGCUGCUAAGAGACAAAAGCUUGAAGGAGGUCAUUUCUGUAAGGUUGCUGAUACAAAGCAUCAAAUUAAUUUGGUACACAAGGCACCUAAAAGGGAUGGACACAUUGAGGAAAAAUCAUUGCAACCUAAGUUAAGACUUACUAUUCCUAGAGAGCCUGACCUUGAAACAGCUCUUAGGGCUCAGAGGAUGAGGCCCAAAAUUAGUGGAGAAGCUGAGCAUGUAAUGUCAGCUGUUCCGAAAUUCAAAGCUCUUCCAUUGAACAAAAAAAUUCUCGCGGCUCCUUCAUUUUUAAUUCCUAAAAGAAUCACUCCGCGAUUGCCUGAGUUUCAAGAAUUCCACCUGAAAACAUCAGAGAGGGCUACACAACAUUCUUCUGCAGUUUCGUCAACUUCGGACAGUCACAAGCAUAUGGAUAAGGCAUUGCAUAAACCAAGUGCUAAUUCAAUUGCCGAAUGUGGAAAUAAAGAAUCCAGGAGAGCAAAUUUGAUGGAUGCUCCAAAGCAGGAGGGGUGUGAAAAAAAUCACUACUUUAAAGCUCGGCCACUUAACAGAAAGAUCUUUUCAAGUAAAGGAGAUAUUGGAGUUUUCAGAAAUCUCAAGCGGGAAACAACGGUGCCAAUGGAGUUUAAUUUCCAGACAGAGAAGAGGGUUCAACAUGAUCCAACAGUAGAACUGUUUAACAAGCUCUCUCUGAAAUCUGAACUCCAACCGAAUGCUGGAUGUCAGUUGAAAUUCUCUCGCCCAACAUGUAUACCUGCAAAGGGUUCAAAAGAGAAUAGAUUGGGUUCCUUCAAUCAAGGACGUCAGGUGAAACAUUUAGAGAAAGAAACACCAUCCAGGUUUGGGGUGAAGAAGAUUCCACAAGGGAAUAAUGGGGAGAUCACUGCUUCUGGUCCUCCAUGUGGCAUGAGCAGGUUCGUGAAAUGAAUUUGACGAUUAUAUGCUUUGAAUAUUUUGGUUGACAUUCUGAAGUCUGUAAGCUUGACCUUACAAUUGCAACAGGGGCUUGGGCAUUCGCUGAGCAUAAAGGAGGGGAAUAUUUCAAACUGUUGCUCACAAUGGUCGCCAUCAGCUUCAACUUUUUGCAGUUUGAUGAAGAUUGCGAAAUCCUUCUCAACGUGGAUAAGUACAUAUCUAUUACUACAAAAGACAUGCUUUGAUCUGCAUACGGAGUCCAUCGACAGAAAAUAAUUCUUUCUGCUCUGGGAUACUGAUUUUCUCACAAAAGUUAUGUUAAACUGUCGAAUAUGUUGGUACACAUGUAAAAACUGUUGAAUCAUCAAUAAAAU
Molecule: messenger RNA, 2049 nt
Organism: Ilex paraguariensis (yerba mate)
Lineage: Eukaryota; Viridiplantae; Streptophyta; Magnoliopsida; Aquifoliales; Aquifoliaceae
Source: the annotation of a GenBank genome assembly